AUGGAUAAAUCCACGGAGGCCACAGCCCAGGCUGUCCCCCAUGACCCUGUGCUGGAUCCAGAGAACCAACAUCACCACACUCAUCACCACCAUACAACCUACGCCGAAGAAGGUCGCCAAGAUGAAGUAGUCUACUCCAGCGAUGUCAAGUUCGACAAAGCCGUGGUCCCCGAACCGACACCACUGGAUCACGAGAGCAAGUCCAGCUCUAGGGAUGAAGAAGCUGCUGAAAGCUACCCCCAGCGAACAUGGUAUCGGCGCGCGAUGAAGCAUCGGAGACACGCCGUCCAUUUGGUCGUUUGGCUCUUAUUUACCGGCUGGUGGAUUGCUGGUCUGAUUUUGCAUCGGUCUGACCUCGGAUGGCUCAUCCCAUUCCUGCUGUAUCUUGCUAUCACCCUGCGCAUGAUCUUCUUCUAUGUUCCCAUCACCAUCGUGACGAAGCCUAUGAGCUUCGUGUGGUCACACACUGCCCGUGUGAUCGUGCGCGCGAUCCCAGAGAAGUUAAGGACGCCCGCUGGCGCCCUGGUAUGCAUUGCUGUAAUCAUCAUCGGAGCAUUCGCCUCCCCAGAGUCCGAAGAUAACACGCGUGCCAGCCGUGCCGUCAGUCUCUUCGGUAUGGUAGUCUUCAUCUUCGGCCUGUGGCUCACAUCCCGCAAUCGCAAGAAGAUCAUCUGGCACACUGUCAUCGUCGGCAUGCUGUCACAGUUCAUCAUCGCACUGUUUGUGCUCCGCUCCGGCGCAGGUUAUGACAUCUUCAACUUCAUCUCCGAGCUGGCUCGUGACCUCCUCGGAUUCGCCAUUGAAGGUGUAACCUUCCUGACCAGCGAUGACUUCUACAAGCUCGAAAAACCCUUCGCUCCUGCAAACUUCUUCCUCAUCAGCGUCAUCCCCGCCAUCAUCUUCUUCGUCUCCAUUGUCCAGCUCUUAUACUACACCAGCGUGCUGCAAUGGUUCAUCGGCAAAUUCGCCGUCUUCUUCUUCUGGAGCAUGCGCGUCUCCGGCGCCGAAGCCGUCGUUGCAGCCGCAUCACCUUUCAUCGGACAAGGCGAAUCAGCCAUGCUAAUCCGUCCCUUCAUCCCUCACCUCACAAUGGCCGAACUCCACCAAGUCAUGUGCUCCGGCUUCGCAACAAUCGCUGGAAGUGUCCUCAUCGCCUACAUCAGCAUGGGCGUUAACCCCCAGGCACUGGUGAGUUCCUGCGUCAUGAGUAUCCCAGCCUCCCUGGCAGUCUCGAAGCUGCGCUGGCCCGAAGAAGAAGAAACACUCACAGCCGGUCGUGUCGUCGUCCCCGAUAACGAAGAACACCGCUCCUCAAACGCCCUGCACGCUUUCUCCAGCGGUGCCUGGCUUGGUCUGAAAAUCGCCGCUAUGAUCGGGGCCACCCUGCUCUGUAUCAUCUCCCUCGUCGGUCUGGUUAACGGCCUCCUCACUUGGUGGGGCAGGUAUCUAAAUAUCAACGAUCCCCCUCUGACCCUGGAAUUGAUCGUCGGAUACAUCUGUUACCCGAUUGCUUUCUUACUCGGUGUUUCCCGUAACGGCGAUCUACUGAAGGUUGGCCAGCUAAUCGGUCUCAAGCUCGUUACUAACGAAUUUGUCGCCUACAAUGCUCUCCAAACCUCAGCAGACUACGCCGACCUCUCAGACCGCUCCCGUCUCAUCGCCACCUACGCUCUCUGUGGUUUCGCCAAUAUUGGAUCCCUGGGUAACCAGAUCGGUGUGCUGUCGCAGAUCGCGCCUUCUCGUGGUGGUGAUGUGUCGCGUGUUGCGUUCAGUGCUAUGAUUACUGGUGCUAUUAGUACUUUUACUAGUGCUACUAUUGCUGGUCUGCUUAUCACUAAUGAGAAGCAGUAUUUCAGUUCUUGA
Messenger RNA from Penicillium arizonense, 1863 nucleotides. Its product is annotated as NupC/NupG family nucleoside CNT transporter. Gene Ontology annotation, cellular component: membrane. Bases 1 to 1863 code for a protein of 620 amino acids. Lineage: Eukaryota; Fungi; Ascomycota; Eurotiomycetes; Eurotiales; Aspergillaceae. Gene Ontology annotation, biological process: nucleoside transmembrane transport. The transcript is spliced from 3 exons. The record is from RefSeq and is a predicted model, not a curated record. Gene Ontology annotation, molecular function: nucleoside transmembrane transporter activity; symporter activity.